AUGAAACAAACUAUUGUUAUUAUAGGAGGUGGAAUUAUUGGAUCAACUACGGCUUAUUAUCUUACACGUCAUUCUAAAUAUGAUUCUUCCAAGAUGUCGAUUAUACUUAUUGAAGGAACAGGUAUUGCUUCUGGAGCAUCUGGAAAAGCAGGUGGAUUAUUAGCUUUGGAUUGGCAUGGACAAGAAACAGCAUCAUUGGCUAAGCUUUCUUAUGAAUUACAUGAAACUCUUGCUAGGGAGCAUGAUGGAGAAAAUAAAUGGGGAUAUAGAAAGUUGGAUACUUUACAAAUUUCAUCUUCUUCUCGCCCUAAGAGAUUAGCAAAGCUCCCUGUAACUUUGGAUUGGAUUGAUUCUGAGAAAAUUGAGCGAGUAUCUGUCUUAGGUACAACAUUUACUACAGCACAAGUUCAUCCGUAUCAUUUUACAAAUACCAUUUUUUCUUUAGCUCAAGAGAAAGGUGUAAGACUGAUUUUAGGCACUGUUCUUCCAUUGGAUGAUAUAAAAACUGUUCGUUAUAUCCCUAAAGGUGAAUCUUUUGUACAAACAAUUUCCGCGGAUUAUGUACUUAUUACUGCGGGACCAUGGACAGGUCAGAUAUAUCCUAGUAUUCCUAUUUCUGGUUUUCGUGCUCAUAGCAUUGUUGUUACAAUUGAUAAACCUUUAUCUGCACAUGCAUUAUUUACACAUAUGAAAUUGGAAAAUGGGCGGUUUGUGAGUCCUGAAAUUUAUGCCAGAAAACAUGAGCUUUAUAUUUGUGGAGAAUCAGAUAAUGAGCCUUUACCCUCUACAACAGAGGAUGUACAAGUUAAAGAUAGUUCUUGUGAGGAAUUGAAAAAGUGGGGAGAUGAAUUAAGUAAGUUUAUUAAAAACGGUCAUGUUAAGACAAAGCAAGCAUGUUAUUUGCCUGCUUGUACUUCCCAUAUUAAUGGGCCUUUAAUUGGUAAAGUUAAAGACGGUCUUUAUGUUGGUUCAGGUCAUGGAUGUUGGGGAAUUUGUAAUGGACCUGGUACAGGAAAAGUUUUAUCAGAAAUACUUUUGGAUGGUGAGGCCACCAGUAUUAAUAUAAGAAAGUUAAAUUUUCUUUUUUAA
Messenger RNA from Pneumocystis carinii B80, 1089 nucleotides. RefSeq lists its product as hypothetical. Gene Ontology annotation, biological process: retrograde transport, endosome to Golgi. Gene Ontology annotation, cellular component: cytoplasm; late endosome. Gene Ontology annotation, molecular function: oxidoreductase activity. Bases 1 to 1089 code for a protein of 362 amino acids. The transcript has 7 exons. NCBI's taxonomy places the organism in Eukaryota, Fungi, Ascomycota, Pneumocystomycetes, Pneumocystales, Pneumocystaceae. The record is from RefSeq and is a predicted model, not a curated record.